AUGUCUAACGCCAAUAACAUUCCGAGUACAAGGUCCAAUUCAUAUUCGACCGAUGACAGUUCGGUGAAUGAUGGUUUUUUUGAAUCGUUCACCGGUAUUGAUCCACUUGAACUUAACGAGGAAAAUAAUUCCAUGUGCGGAUUCUCGGAUGCCACCGCUGUCUCUUUUGAAGAUUCGUAUGAAAGUGAAACAAUUGCCGAGUAUGAACAGGACUAUAGUUUCGUUUCAAAUGAUUCAAUACCGGAACUUACCCUUCAAGAAUUACGAGAUAAGAUCCAGUCAUCCAUUUCGCAGGGAUAUUUCACAAAGGCGUUGGAGCUCUGGGAGAUUGUUCUCAGAGACCCGCAGCACACGCCGGAAGAUCAAGAAAAUGCUAUCAAGUGGAAUCUUCGGGAAAAUAAAUAUUUACGAGAGAACUAUUUGGAUAAGUCAGUUGGAAAUGCACUAGCCAAGGUUUUAUAUAAGAACACCACCUUGAAAAAGAAUGACAAAGGUCGUAAGCUAAAUGAGGCGAACUUCCCGUCUUCGAUGGAUGAGGAAGAAAUGACAGAAGAAACGCGUCCUAAAGUUCUCUUACUUAGGAAACUAUCGAGACAAAAGUUGGCAUCAUUAUACAAACAGCGACGUCUUCUCGUCAGGCGAAAAUCAAAAAUCCGUAAGCAAGCCAGAAUUCUCAUGGAACAAUUGAGGCUUGGUAAAGAUAUUUCCGAAAGGCAAAAGUAUCAGGCUCUAUUUAUUUCCAGUCAGAUGAAGGCCGUCAGCAAGAUCAUCGCAUCUCAACAGAAACUAGAAUUUGUUCAAUUAACAAAUUUGCGCCAAAAAGAGAUAUCGGAAGAAACUUUUUCAAAAUUAGACACUAGGACAUCGGAGGAGAUUGAAGAGAAAACCGAAGAAUGGAAAAAAAUUGUUUCCGAUUAUACCCCACUAAGACUGAUCAGAGCACUUUUAUCGUCGAGAAACAGCAAGUCAAAGUAUUGGAGGAUCUACGAAAUCUUCGAGGAAUUGUUGCAUGAUCCAGAUAAUCUUAAGGGUGCUUCGUUGCAUGAUUUACGUCGUCUUGCAGAGUAUUUUUCUAAAAUACACCCCCCACACACUGUCUCAGUAUUGGAAGCGGCUUUGGAUCAAGGAUUCAAUCUUACACACGAUGAUUAUCAUCUGCUGCUGGUUUCACAUCGAAAGACCAAAGAUCGAUUAGGUAUAGUGGAAGCUUUUGAGGAGAUGAGGGGAAAAGGAUUUGCUCUUCGAGCUGUUGAUUACAGUGAGCUCUUGAGAUGCCUAAUGAGUAAAGGAGGCAAGGAUACUGGUUUGGCAAAGAGAUAUUUAAAUGAAGUGAGAUCGCAACAGUUUAGGUUAGAUAUGGAUGCUUAUGCCGCGUUAAUUGAUGGGUUCAUAGUAAACAAUGAUGUAUUUUAUGCGGGACAAAUCUUCAUGGACUUUGUAAAGGAAGGAUUGGCUGCACCGGGCAUUAUUUUUCCUAAAAAGCCUGUCGAUAUGAGUGGUAGUGAAAUUUACACCAUACUAGUGCAAACAUUUAUUCAUCAAAAUGACCUUGACAAAGCAAAAAAAUUUUACGGAAAAUUGCUUACCGUCAAUCCAUCGCCAGAUUUUGAGCUAGUUCAAAUGAUAGUAGAUGCUUGCCUGAAUCGGAAUGAGAUGAUAACAGCAAGACUCUUGUUAAAACGCACACGCACUUCAAAUCUCGGAUGCAUUUAUGGGCAAGUAAUUGAAUAUUGUGCAAUGCGAAAAAAAUUUAAGCACCUCUGGAUGGUUUACGCGCAAUCUUUGGAUAGAAAAAUAACAUUAUCCGAAAAAACAUACAGGCUAAUGCUAUUGGCAUAUUAUCAAGAAGGUUACUUGACUGACGUGUUGACGCUUUACAGGGAGUCCAAGUUCUUGGGUUACUUUCGUAAGGAUCUUUAUAUUCACAAUCUUGUGGCUCGAAUCUUGGUGAAUAAUGAAAGGAUCGAGCAGGCACAAGAGGUUUUGCUUGACAUUCAGCAAUUGGGUCUAACCCCGAACGUUGAUACUUAUAGGAUUAUGAUUAAUUUCGCGGAAGUACAAAAGAAUUCAAAGAAUGCGAUGCAAGUAUUUCAGGAAAUGCGACGAAAAAAAUUUUCGGCGGAUCGUGUGACCCUUUUGUAUCUGAUAAGGUGUUUAUGCGCAGCCGGUGAUUUUGAGGGCUCGAAAAUGGUUAUUGACUUGAUGCAAAGAAAUAACAUGAAACCUAAUAUUCAUCAUUACAAUGCUCUCAUGAAGGCUUAUGGAAGCAAACGUGAUGAAGAUGCGCAAACAGAGUUGAAUAUUAUUGAUUCAAAAAUCGAUCCAUCUAAUAAUGAUAAGGACAGUUUAUCAAACCACCCUGAAAUCAAGAAUGUAUUGAACAUAUUCAAUGUUAUCCGAAAUUCGAAUCUGUUCCCUAAUGCUAAUACCUUUCACAUUAUAAUCGAAGCCUUUGCGAAAGCCGGAAAUUUCGAGAUGGCCAAGAAAAUCUAUAAGGCAAUGAGCGAGCUCACGAUUCAACCAACACUCGAGAUAUUUCACAUUAUUCUGAGAAAUCUAAUCAAGACGCAAGGUAUAGAGAAUGCGGCCAAUGUGUUUUGGGAUCAGGUGAACGCAAAUAUUUUUAAGUCAAUGUCAACAAAAUACGUGAUGCCAGAUUAUUAUACUUGGAAUAUGAUGAUGGAAUACGCGUUGAAACACGAAAAUGUUGGAGUGGCGACAGAAAUAUAUGGUGGAAUGUGGGAACGGGGGAUGAGUAUGAGAGUAAGUGGAAUGUAUGGAAACAUCAUGAAACUAUUGAUCGGGAAAAACGAUCUUGAAAUGGCGGAAAGAAUAUUAAAACACAUGUGUAUUGGGAAGGUUGAAGAUGAUGAGGUAAGUAGGGGAUUCAGUAUGCUGACGAAUGAAUAUUGGAAAUUAGGAAAGUUAGAGAAAAUGGAAGAUUUGUGGGAAAGUCUUGAAAAGUUAAAUGAUUUAAGAAGCAACGCAGCUUGGAACAAAAGGAUAUUGAUCAAUAAGAUAGCGUGUGAAUAUAUGAUCAAAUGCUUUAUAAAAAAUAGAAAUGAGGAUGGAGCAAGAAAAGUUGGUGAGAUGAUAAUUGAGAACGGAAUUAAUGUUGAUUUGGAAAUGUUGAAAGGAUGGAUUAGUGAAUUGACAUAA
Acaulospora morrowiae is the source of this 3159-nucleotide messenger RNA. The record is from the annotation of a GenBank genome assembly. Lineage: Eukaryota; Fungi; Glomeromycota; Glomeromycetes; Diversisporales; Acaulosporaceae.